CAUGUAGACGGCCGCUGGUUUGCUAACGGAGAUCGACCGAAACCAAAAGAAGCAGAGCUUUGUCGUCCGGGUUAUUUCACCUGGCAUACGCACUUAUUCAGCCUCGACCGGGGAUACAAAUAGCCCAACGGAAGACGUUCAAACUACGGGGAAAGUGAGGGUUUUCGAAAAGCAGUCUGACGUCUGUCGUUCGCCGAAAAUAAGCUGGAUAAGAUCGCCAGCUAGCUUUGUUACCAACUCCGCGCAUACGUAGUUUUAGCUCGCUAGCCAGCUAACUACGCUAGCUCGAGAAGAAAGGCCGUCGAGUUGACCCAGCGACAGUCAUUUGGGAGAUAGCGACUCAUCCUGGCAUAUCACGGUUGCCCCUCACUGCUUGGAUCGGAACACCUUGAAAUAAAAGAGAAGAACAUCGAGAGAGGAUGGCUCUGAAAAGGAUCAACAAGGAGCUUAACGACCUGGCUCGUGACCCUCCUGCACAAUGCUCAGCCGGCCCAGUGGGUGAUGAUAUGUUUCACUGGCAAGCCACAAUCAUGGGACCUAGCGACAGUCCAUAUCAGGGAGGAGUUUUCUUCUUGACAAUUCAUUUUCCAACAGACUACCCCUUCAAACCACCCAAGGUUGCAUUUACAACAAGAAUUUACCACCCAAAUAUUAACAGUAACGGCAGUAUCUGUCUGGAUAUUCUCAGAUCACAGUGGUCUCCUGCACUUACUAUUUCUAAAGUUCUUCUCUCCAUUUGCUCACUCCUAUGUGACCCAAACCCUGAUGACCCACUAGUGCCAGAGAUCGCACGAAUCUACAAAACAGAUAGUCAGAGAUACACCAGAACAGCAAAAGAAUGGACAAGUAAAUACGCAAUGUGAUGGCAUCAGUUGGAAAGCUGGUGGAAAAUGUCGUCGCUGGUUCAAACAAAAAAUUCCGGGAUUCUGUUUUUCUUUUUCACUUUUUUUUCUUUUCUUUUUUUCUCCUCUUUUUGUAUUUUUUUUUUUUUUGUUAAUCAGAGCAUUAUACCCCAUUUCUUUUUCCACCUGCGCGCUCAUAAGAAGAUAGUGUUUUCUCUCUAGGACACGUGCCAGUUUCUGUGAAGUUUCUACUCCCGUUUUGUAUGGAGGUAAAAAUAAAAAAAGAAAAGAAAAAAAAUCACCAUGGUUCUUAACACUCGGCUUGAGCAUGCACCAGUAAGAGCUUUUCAACCCAAAAUUGAUGAUGUUAGUCAUUUACUCUGCACACACUUAGUAGAAUCUGAUGCGACUGGUCUCCUGACACUGAACAUUACAUCGACCCCAUGAUGAUCCUGCUGGUUAACUGGCUGGACUCUGUGGGCUUGAUGUUUACUGGAUCUCCCAGAGCACUUGUAGAGAAGCCUGUCUUUUGCCAUGCUCAUAAAUUCAGAAUUUUAAAGUUUCAAAUUGGCAAAAUUAUACCUUUUCAUUUCAAAGUGGAAAACAUCUGAAAUGGGGAAAUGCCAACCCUCAAAAAUAUUUAGGAAAACUGGUUGGUGGCUCCUGAUCUGCCUCUUGGACUGGUGUGACGUCAGUAUGUUCUUCUGCUCAUUAAUAUAGGAAUCUAUUACCUGAGGAAAGAAGUGUAUCUUAUUCCACUAUCAAAGUGUGUGUACAGAGAAGCACAGCAGUAUAUAUCAAUGUUAAGGAAACAAAAUAUAAGAACUUCAAUGUUGUAUUUUAUGCAUGUUAAUAAAGUUAGGCUAUUAUAUCUGAUAUGUUUCUGCAAAUUAAAUGGAUUGUAAGGCUGGAAGUUGGAAAAUUUUUGGUUCCCCUCAAAGGCUUUCUAUUUCUUUUUGUUAUUUAGAAGCCAGUAGAUGAGCUAUUAGUUUUAUGCCCACUCAAACACUGUCUUCUUGUAGCCCUAAAAUAUUGAUGCAAAGCUAAUGGUUGAUAAUCAACUUGUGGCUCUGUUUCUUUUUAUGUUUCCCUUCAAUAAAGUUACUUAGACCAUAAAGUGAA
Chelmon rostratus (copperband butterflyfish) is the source of this 1964-nucleotide messenger RNA. Its product is annotated as ubiquitin-conjugating enzyme E2 D2-like. Gene Ontology annotation, molecular function: ubiquitin conjugating enzyme activity. The record is from RefSeq and is a predicted model, not a curated record. The coding region runs from base 420 to 863 and encodes 147 amino acids. Gene Ontology annotation, biological process: protein polyubiquitination; ubiquitin-dependent protein catabolic process. The transcript has 7 exons. Lineage: Eukaryota; Metazoa; Chordata; Actinopteri; Chaetodontiformes; Chaetodontidae. Gene Ontology annotation, cellular component: nucleus.